AUGGAUAAUUCUUAAAAUUUGCUAUCUCUCUUAGAAAAUAUUAAUCAUGAUGUUGGAUAUGAGAAGAUUCGAAAAUAUGGCAGAACAAAUGGAUUUCAUAAUAUGUAUAUUUGCUUCAAUGCUACUACAAUAGAUAUUUUAGAUAAUAAAUCUGGUCCAAAUUAUUAGGAGUAGAUUAACAAUUACCAUAUUAUGAAAGAGAAAAGUGUCUCUAACAUGAUUAGCUAUUGAAAGAUGUUAAUCGAUCAUUAAAUACUAUAUCACAAGUCAAAAACUUUAAAGAAAUGUAUACAUAAUUUAUUAAAAUCUAGUGAUCAAUUAAGAAAAUGUUUAAUGGAAGUUUUAGACACCAUAUUCAGCUAACAUCCUAAUUAUUCUUAUUAUCAAGGUUAUCAUGAUAUAGCUUCAAUUUUUAUUCUUGUCUUAGGAGUUGAAUAAGGUUACAUUGCAGCCACUUAUGCAGCCUAAAAUUUCUUCAAAGACUAUUUAGAUUAAGAAUUAUCUACUACAAUCACUCCAUAAUAUUUAUUUAUUAGAAAUCUAUUGUUAAGAUAUUCAAGAGAUACUUCAAAUAUUAAACUCAGAUAAUUGAUGUUAAAUAUUGAACAUCCCACUUGUGUCAUUCCAUGGAUUCUAACAUGGUUCUCUCAUUCAUUAGACAAUAUCAAUGAUAUCUGUAGAAUAUGGGAUUUCCUAUUAUGUUCUAAAUAAAAUACUAUCUUAUAUCUUUGUGCUGCCUUUAUUGCCAUUCAUCACUAAGUUUUAGAUAUGAGAAAUGAAGAUGAUCUUAUUGGAGAAUUUUAAGAGUUUUUUUAAAAUCUGAAUAAUAAAGAAAGAAUCUAAGACCUUAAAUUAGAAUAAGUGUUGUAAUUGACAAAAACUCUAGAAACUUAAUAUGGAUUUGAACUUAUUUGCGAAUAAGAACAUAUUUAAUUUUCUUAAAAGUUUUUUUAUUAAACUUAUUAUUAGCUCUAUUGUUUAUUAGCAUAAUUUCAAAUCUUAAUUACCAUAUUACAAUUCCUUAGCUUAAUUAGAAAAAUCAAUACCUAAAAAAGUAUUCAAUUUCAUCAACGACAAAUAAGAUAUUAUACUGAAUUUAGGUGGAAUUGCUUUAAGUUAUCUUAUACAAUUUUAUAUAGUUAAAAAUUGA
Molecule: messenger RNA, 1150 nt
Organism: Paramecium pentaurelia
Lineage: Eukaryota; Ciliophora; Oligohymenophorea; Peniculida; Parameciidae
Source: the annotation of a GenBank genome assembly